CUGUUCCUAUGACGUUAAAUGAUGGGCCAAUCCCAGAUGAGCCCUGCACACAGGUGAAAGGCCUUCAGACUCCUGCAGCAGCAGUUGAGAAUGAGACCAGCCCUGUUCCUAUGACGUUAAAUGAUGGACCAAUCCCAGAUGAGCCCUGCACACAGGUGAAAGGCCUUCAGACUCCUGCAGCAGCAGUUGAGAAUGAGACCAGCCCUGUUCCUAUGACGUUAAAUGAUGGGCCAAUCCCAGAUGAUCCCAGGACACAGGUGAAAGGCCUUCAGACUCCUGCAGCAGCAGUUGAGAAUGAGACCAGCCCUGUUCCUAUGACUUAUCAGGUGAAGCUAUUGAGUGGUAAAGACCAGGUGAAAGGCCUUCAGACUCCUGCAGCAGCAGUUGAGAAUGAGACCAGCCCUGUUCCUAUGACGUUAAAUGAUGGACCAAUCCCAGAUGAGCCCUGCACACAGGUGAAAGGCCUUCAGACUCCUGCAGCAGCAGUUGAGAAUGAGACCAGCCCUGUUCCUAUGACGUUAAAUGAUGGACCAAUCCCAGGAAAGCAAACUGCUGUGAGGAGAAGCUGGACCCCAGACGAGUGUGCUGCAGUGAACACACAUUUGAAGAGAUUUAUCAGAAGAGGUCAAGUUCCUGGUAAAGAAGAGUGUCAGCGCUGUAUUGAUGCAGAACCUCAAGCUCUCAGAAACAGGGACUGGAAAGCAGUUAAAUACUACAUUAAAAAUCACAUUACAGCCCUGAGAAGAAAGGUGUAGUGUGACAGCACCUAAUGGAACUGAGGUAAAACCGAAGCAUUUGAGGUAGGAUCUUAAAAUGUUUAAUCCUUUAUGUGUUCUGUUGUAGAGGUUUGCUCAGGAUUUGUUACUGUCCCGUGGCCUACAAAUAUACACAUUUCACAAUUCUUAUUUUAUCUUAUUUUUAAUUUAUUUUUAUUACGGGCGCAGGAAAUGUUAUUUCAAAGGAUUUUUUUAUUUGUUUAAAUAUCUCUGUAUGAUGCCUUUUAAAUUUGAGUUUUCACUGGAAAAAAAAAAAAAAAACUUAACAUGACACUAAGGAUGCAGUCCUAAAAAGCAUGUAAUUUCAGUGUUUGUACAACAAAAACUGUUUGGUUUAGAUAUAAGUUCAGGCUGAGGCUGUUGUUGCCGCAUAGCGGCACCGAAAACCCUACUGCAUAUUUUUGGAUUAAUCUGUUUGGAAAGGGACUCAGUUUGACAACUGUGGCAUAAACUGUUAAUGCCAACAAUAAAAGUGGUCUUUUCAUUUUUGUCAGAAAA
Cyprinodon tularosa is the source of this 1274-nucleotide messenger RNA. RefSeq lists its product as uncharacterized. NCBI's taxonomy places the organism in Eukaryota, Metazoa, Chordata, Actinopteri, Cyprinodontiformes, Cyprinodontidae. The transcript is spliced from 8 exons. The record is from RefSeq and is a predicted model, not a curated record. The coding region runs from base 9 to 755 and encodes 248 amino acids.